AGUGGAAUAGUUAAGGAAUAUUGUUCAUAUAUGGGCAGAAAAGCUAGCUGCAAAGGGCUUCCAAAGGUAAAGAAAUAUUUAAAACACUAACAGCUCACAGGGCUUUAAACAAUUUUGAGUGUUUGGUGAUUUACCCUAAAAAGACCGCAAUUUAAUGUGCCUCUGCAGAAAGACAUGUAAAUGAAUAUAAUAAUCAUAGCUGUCCUCCAUUGAAUGUUUUGUCUCAUAUGGGGCUUCAUAUAUGUUGUCUUGUUUAUUGUCACAAUGUCCGUAACAGGUGGAUAAACAGGCUUAUAUUAGAUGAGAUAAAGGAGGAUCAGAGAGGUUGAGUAAAAUGCCCAAGGUCACCCAGCUAGCAAGCAGUAGAGGUGAGUUUUGAGUACCUGGCCAAACCCAUGAGCUUCUCCUCCCCAUUACACCACCUCUUUAUACAUUCCUCUUCUCUCCUUGUCGGACUGAGAUUUUUUUUUCCCUUGAAUGUCCUUUAGCUAAUAUCAACCUGAAUAGCCUUGUGGAAUUGGCAGAAGGACAUGACCUAUUUUCUCCAUGUAUGUGAGCCAGUGAAGAUCUCUUGUACUGACUGGUUAUGUAGCUUUCCUUGUAAUCCAUACACACACAAAGGUGUGUAGUAAUCAUAAAACACCAUAUUUCUUCUUCUUACCGCUUCUCCUCCAACCACUUAGCUGUCAUUUACUGCAUACUCCUCCUUAGCCAUCUCUGGGUCAAUAGUGUUCUUUUCCAUUUCAGAGUUCGGGUAAGAGAGACAUCAGGACACCUCGCAUUAGGUCACCUAGCAGAGAUCAGCCACUCCUGGGCUCAGUGAGGAGGUUUGGAUUUGCCUCAAAGGGCACUCCACAAAUUGAACUGAGAAAUCCCGAGGAAGCUGCCUGAAUCUCCUUGUAUAUUCUUAUUCAACAUCGUGUAAAGGACCAGACAAAUCAAAUUGGUGGUUUUUGGUUUCCGCCGGGGCCGUGGAUGCCUUUGACAUUAUGACCGCAGAGGAUUCCACCGCAGCCAUGAGCAGCGAGCCGGCCGCUGGGUCCUCCACCAAGGUGCCCGAGGGCGUGGCGGGCGCGCCCAACGAGGCGGCGCUUCUGGCGCUGAUGGAGCGCACGGGCUACAGCAUGGUGCAGGAGAACGGGCAGCGCAAGUACGGCGGCCCGCCGCCUGGCUGGGAAGGUCCGCACCCGCAGCGCGGCUGCGAGGUCUUCGUGGGCAAGAUCCCGCGCGACGUGUACGAGGACGAGCUGGUGCCCGUGUUCGAGGCGGUGGGCCGCAUCUACGAGCUGCGCCUCAUGAUGGACUUCGACGGCAAGAACCGUGGCUACGCCUUCGUCAUGUACUGCCACAAGCACGAGGCCAAGCGCGCCGUGCGUGAGCUCAACAACUACGAGAUCCGCCCCGGCCGCCUGCUUGGCGUGUGCUGCAGCGUGGACAACUGCCGCCUCUUCAUCGGCGGCAUCCCCAAGAUGAAGAAGCGCGAGGAGAUCCUGGAGGAGAUUGCCAAGGUCACGGAGGGCGUGCUCGACGUGAUCGUCUACGCCAGCGCGGCCGACAAGAUGAAGAACCGCGGCUUCGCCUUCGUCGAGUACGAGAGCCACCGCGCCGCCGCCAUGGCGCGCCGCAAGCUCAUGCCCGGACGCAUCCAGCUUUGGGGCCACCAGAUCGCCGUGGACUGGGCCGAGCCCGAGAUCGACGUGGACGAGGACGUGAUGGAGACCGUGAAGAUCCUCUACGUGCGGAACCUCAUGAUCGAGACCACCGAGGACACCAUCAAGAAGAGCUUCGGCCAGUUCAACCCGGGCUGCGUGGAGCGCGUCAAGAAGAUCCGCGACUACGCCUUCGUGCACUUUGCCAGCCGCGAGGACGCCGUGCACGCCAUGAACAACCUCAACGGCACCGAGCUGGAGGGCUCGUGCCUCGAGGUGACGCUGGCCAAGCCCGUGGACAAGGAGCAGUACUCCCGCUACCAGAAGGCGGCCAAGGGCGGCGGCGCGGCCGAGGCGGCAAUGGUGCAGCAGCCCAGCUACGUGUACUCCUGCGACCCCUACACGCUGGCCUACUAUGGCUACCCCUACAACGCGCUCAUUGGGCCCAACAGGGACUACUUCGUGAAAGCAGGCAGCAUAAGAGGCCGGGGUCGAGGUGCAGCUGGCAACAGAGCCCCAGGGCCCAGGGGUUCCUACCUUGGGGGAUAUUCUGCUGGCCGUGGUAUAUAUAGCCGAUAUCAUGAAGGAAAAGGAAAACAACAAGAAAAAGGAUAUGAACUUGUACCGAAUUUGGAAAUCUCUGCCGUCAAUCCAGUUGCCAUUAAACCUGGUACAGUGGCCAUCCCUGCCAUCGGGGCCCAGUAUUCCAUGUUUCAGGCAGCUCCGGCUCCUAAAAUGAUUGAAGAUGGUAAAAUCCACACAAUGGAGCACAUGAUCAGCCCCAUCGCUGUGCAGCCAGACCCAGCCAGCGCCGCUGCGGCCGCGGCUGCCGCCGUCAUCCCUGCCGUGUCCACGCCACCACCUUUCCAGGGCCGCCCAAUAACUCCAGUGUACACGGUGGCUCCGAACGUUCAGAGAAUUCCUGCUGCCGGGAUCUACGGGGCCAGUUAUGUGCCAUUUGCUGCUCCGACCACAGCUACAAUCGCCACGCUGCAGAAGAACGCGGCGGCCGCCGUCUACAGCGGGUACGCAGGCUACAUACCUCAGGCCUUCCCCGCCGCUGCUAUCCAGGUGCCUAUCCACGACGUCUACCAGACCUACUGAGAUCCACCCACCACGACCACUGAAGGAACACUUUACUAUUUAUGAAGAAAGAACGUGUUGGGUUAGCACACACGAAACCCAAACGUGAAGAAUGUUAUCAGAUACCAUACUGGAAUAUUUUAUAUACAUGAAGUUUUCACUAGUUUUUUAAGACUGUUUUCAAUUUAGCAGACCUGUGUUUGUACAUUUCUAAGAGGCUUGCAAUGGUUUGUGCCUUAAACACCAUCUCUUAAAAAUUUGUACGCUGUAGUACAUUUGUAUAGAGGUUUUCGUUUUUGUAUUUUUAAGGAUAUAUUUUCAGUAUGAAGGUUAUUUUCUUAACUUCUGCACUCCAGAGAUUUCUAUUUUGUAGUACCUUCAAUAGUAAAUAUAUCAACUAUAUAUUAAAAAGCACACUUGAGCAGCUAGGGAACUAUUUUGAAAAAUAUAUUCAAUAUUUAAAGAUACAAACAAUAGUGCUUUAAAAAUACUACAUAAAACGUUAUUUUAAAAGUUAUACUGGAAAG
Messenger RNA from Kogia breviceps (pygmy sperm whale), 3259 nucleotides. RefSeq names its product RNA binding motif protein 47 (gene RBM47). Gene Ontology annotation, cellular component: nucleus. NCBI's taxonomy places the organism in Eukaryota, Metazoa, Chordata, Mammalia, Artiodactyla, Physeteridae. Gene Ontology annotation, molecular function: mRNA binding. The record is from RefSeq and is a predicted model, not a curated record.